Molecule: messenger RNA, 1887 nt
Organism: Prosopis cineraria
Lineage: Eukaryota; Viridiplantae; Streptophyta; Magnoliopsida; Fabales; Fabaceae
Product: peroxisomal nicotinamide adenine dinucleotide carrier
Exons: 11
Coding region: 342-1367 (341 amino acids)
Biological process (GO): nucleotide transport; transmembrane transport
Source: RefSeq, a predicted model, not a curated record
AGAAUGCUGGAUGGCAGCAGCAUAUUCUACCCCCUCAAGGGUAAAAUGGUCCAUCUCGAUUAGACCAAACAGCAUUAGCGUCGUUUCCCUCUCCCAAACGCAACAACUCCAGCAGAGCGGACAGUCGCAUCAAAGUCGUGGGCUUCCAGUGAAAGCGAAAAAUUAAAAUUAAAAUUGCUACAGACAAGUGCUCAGGCAGCAGCGCCCGCGUCUCCUUUCCUCCUUUCUCACCGGAAUUAGUAUUAUAUCUUCUCUUCCCUCUCUGUCAAAUCUUCAAUGCCUUGACUUGCAUUGCUUCCCCCGAGAGAACAAGAUUUUCAAUUUUUCCCAGCAAAACAAUUAUGUCGGACGCUUUGAUCAAUGGCCUCGCUGGAGCUGGAGGAGGGAUCAUUGCUCAGCUCAUCACAUAUCCUCUCCAAACUGUAAACACUCGUCAACAGACCGAGCAUGAUCCGAAGAAAGACCGGAGGAAUCUUGGAACUCUUGAGCAAAUGCGCCAGGUUGUAAAGCACGAAGGGUGGGAUCGGUUGUACGGAGGAUUGAUGCCGUCGCUUGUGGGCACUGCUGCGUCUCAGGGUGUUUACUACUACUUCUAUCAAGUAUUUAGGAGCAAGGCUGAAGCAGCUGCUCUAGAACAAAGAAAGAUUGGCAUUGGUGAUGGAUCAGUUGGGAUGUUAUCCUCACUACUUGUUGCUGCUUUAUCUGGGUGUGUUAAUGUGCUCUUGACAAAUCCCAUAUGGGUAGUAGUUACACGGAUGCAGACUCAUAGAAAAGAAUCAAAAAAAACCAUGCCUGGUCAUAAGUUGUCUGUGGCCACGGAACAAACAUUUCUUUCUGCAGCUGAGCCUCCUUCUUAUGGAACUAGUCAUGUGAUUCAAGAAGUGUAUGGUGAAGCUGGAGUCUGGGGUUUCUGGAAAGGUGUAUUACCAACGUUGAUCAUGGUAAGCAAUCCUUCUAUACAGUUCAUGCUGUAUGAAACCAUGUUGUCAAGGUUAAAAAGAAGACGUGCUUUGAGUAAGAAGAGUAGUAAUGGGGUUUCUGCUUUAGAGAUAUUUCUUCUUGGGGCUUUGGCUAAGCUUGGAGCUACUGUUAUGACUUAUCCUCUUCUAGUUGUGAAGGCUAGGCUUCAAGCAAGGCAGGUUAAGACUGAAGACAAGAGGCACCAUUAUAAAGGAACAUGGGACGCCAUUAUAAAGAUGAUCCGCUAUGAAGGGUUUUAUGGAUUUUACAACGGUAUGAACACUAAAAUUGCACAGAGUGUGCUGGCUGCCGCUGUUUUGUUCAUGGUGAAGGAAGAGCUAGUUAACGGGGCUCGUUUCUUGCUUGCUAAGGAUGCUGCUAACACUCUGAAGGCAAAGCCUCUAUGAAAGGGGAUUGGUAACAAAUGAUUCUUUUUCCAGAUUGAGAUUCCACAAACCAUCUUCAACUGAAAUACUCAUUCAUAUAGUAGGAAAUAGAUCAUAUGGCCCUGGAAAAUUCGUACCGUUAAUGAACGGUAUGUUAGAAAGAAUAUCCCAAUGUAUUAUUCCUUACUAUUUUCGUCAGACUAGUCAGCAAAUUGACGAUGGCAUGGGCAUAUUCAUAUUUUAAGUAGCUGGAAUCAUUUGAGUUGUUGAGUCCUUGUACAGAUUUCUGAGUUCAGGCCCUGCCCCUGAAAACACUGUAUGACCACCUGUUUUUGUUGGUAGAUCAGAUUCUCAGUCCAUUUGAUGUACUGGACAUGUAACCUAUAAACUGAAAUCGUCCGUUAACAAGCCACUGGCAAAUGAGAAGAGUGCUAGAAUGCCAACUGAAUGAAUAGAGUCCUGUAAAGACAAAUUAUCUCGGAUUACUUGCAUGUUCAACUUACACAUUGCUAUGGCAAAAUGGAUAUGCUAUUAAACUGAA